Molecule: messenger RNA, 3534 nt
Organism: Schistocerca americana (American grasshopper)
Lineage: Eukaryota; Metazoa; Arthropoda; Insecta; Orthoptera; Acrididae
Gene: Chsy
Product: chondroitin sulfate synthase 1
Exons: 8
Coding region: 800-3532 (910 amino acids)
Cellular component (GO): Golgi cisterna membrane
Molecular function (GO): glucuronosyl-N-acetylgalactosaminyl-proteoglycan 4-beta-N-acetylgalactosaminyltransferase activity
Source: RefSeq, a predicted model, not a curated record
CAAAAAUUAUUAAGUAUUGCCGUGCGAUGCGUCGGCGAGGCGCAUUACGUCUGCGAGUGAUGGAAUAGUUUUACAGAUCUGUAUCCACUCUUUUGGCUUAAGCGAUGAACUAUAUGCCUGAUCAAAUGAUAAACUAAUUUUUACCUUUUCACAAAAAUUAGUUUUCCUUUCAGACAGUAUAUUAUAAUCUGACAAGUGCUUCGACACAACUGUCUGUUGUAGUGUCCGACUUAAGGUUGAGUUUGUUGCUCGUAAUAGCAUGAAAUGGAAUAUGUUUAGUAUGUGUUCCGAGGAUUAAACGCUUACCUGAUUGUGUACUGGGGUGUAAAUAAUUAUUCUGCUGUUUCGCGUCAUUUGUUUAUGCCUAAUGCGACAGUCUCAUUAUGGAAACCUCAGAAACGGCAGAUGUCAGAGUUGUAGACAUUAGGUGUCCCAGAAAGGAUUUCAGCAGUAGAACCCACAUUUUGUGACGCCUAAGAAGCGUCAUUUGGUUCAGAAUAUUUGUUCUUGCAGGAGCACAGGAAAACGAAGUUGCCAGUAGUGGUGUCGACAAUAAAGCCGGAGCGAGAAAAUAUGCGACGCUUAGGACUUAAUUUGGAGGCACGAAAUGUGUCGUCCACUGGAUUGUGUCCAGCGUAAUGUGGCUGACGCAUGAGAGCAGCGGAACAAGGCGUGUAGACAGUGUUUGAAUAAUGGCACAGCGGUGCGGUCGACAACUACAAGCGCGGUCGGUGCUGCGCCGAGUGGAAAUUCGUCUGCACGCUAGUACGACGCGAGGCGGCGGCCCGACCGCAUCGCCAUGGUCGCCACCGGCCGCGAGCGCCGGGCGCAUCGGCACCCGGGCGACGGCGACGCCUUUCUGUGCCACCCGAGCACGGAGCUGCUGACGUUCCGGCCUUCGGCGUCGCUGCCGCCUCCGCCGUCGCGGCGGACCGCCGGCAUGGCAGCUGGCGCCAGGCGGCGUCGCGGCGCCAGCGCUGCCUUGGGCGUCGUGCUGGGAUUAGCCGCCGGGUUGAUGGUGGCGGCUCCGCGGUCCACCUUCGUCGGCAGGCUGCUACGCACCGACAACACGACGGGGGCGGCGCCAGGGGGUGGUGGCGGAACGUCAUGCGCCCCGUCCGCUGGCUCCCCGUGGCCAGCUCCGCAGCCGCUACGUCAGCAACCGCCGGUGGCUCCUCUGUCCGAUGCAGAAGAUCCACUUCACAUUAUAGGCCUCACAGAUCCGGCGGAAAACGUUCAUAACAGCCCGCGGACGCUGCUGCUGGCGGGCGUGAUGACGGCGCAGAAGUACGUGGACACGCGCGCCGUCGCCGUGCUGGACACGUGGGGCCGCCAGCUGCCGGGCCGCGUCGCCUUCUUCUCGUCGUGGGCGUCGCGCCGCCCGCCCGACCGGCCUGACCUGCCGCUGGUGCGCCUCCGCGGCGUCGACGACUCGUACCCGCCGCAGAAGAAGUCCUUCCUCAUGCUGCACUACAUGUGGCGGCACUUCGGCGACCGCUUCGAGUGGUUCCUGCGCGCCGACGACGACGUCUACGUCCGCGCCGACCGCCUCGAGAAGCUGCUGCGCUCCGUCGACAGCAGGCAGCCGCGCUUCAUCGGGCAGGCGGGCCGCGGCAACGAGCAGGAGUUCGGCCUGCUGUCGCUGGAGUACGACGAGAACUUCUGCAUGGGCGGGCCGGGAGUGCUGAUGAGCCGCGAGACGCUGGCGCGCGUCGCGCCGCACAUCCAGUACUGCCUGCAGCACCUCUACACCACGCACGAGGAUGUGGAGCUCGGCCGCUGCGUGCAGCGCUUCGCCGGCAUCCCCUGCACCUGGUCCUACGAGAUGCAGACAAUUCUGUAUCACAACUCCAGUGGUAGUGCAGCUUUCACGGGUAACCUGAAGCAGAAAGAAGUUCACAGAGCAAUUACUCUGCACCCUGUGAAACACCAUGAGCAGAUGUAUAGAAUACACAAUUACAUGCAAGCACUGAAAGUUCAGGAUCUGCAACAAGAGAGCAUUAAUUUGCAUCGUGAUAUUAUAGCUACGAUGAAAUACUUAAAUGUUCCACCACAUGAAGUGGCUGAUGUAUUUAUAGCAAAGGAUACACCUCUUUUUCCAGCCAAAGAGGGAAGUCCACAUUAUUUGGGAGAUUCAGCUAUGCUAGGACUUAACCCCAGUCUUCACAAGUUUCAUCCCCGUCGAGAGCAAGACAUUCUGAAGUGGGACUUCAUAUCCCGAUCAAUUUAUUCAGAUACUAACAACAAUCCACGAAGACGCAUUGAAACUCCACUACGGGAAGGCCUGGAGGAUGUUGUACGAGAGGUGAUGGAUAUGAUAAACAUGUUCUCAAAGCAGCGAGGCAGAGUUAUAGAGUAUCGAGAGAUUCUUUAUGGCUACCACAGAGUCAAUCCCAUGUAUGGUGCAGAUUACAUUCUUGAUUUGUUGAUGGUAUACAAGAAAUAUCGUGGACGUAAAAUGACAGUACCUGUGAGAAGGCAUGUUUAUCUCCAGCAACAAUUUACAGGUCUUCAAAUUAGGGAAACAGUUGAUGGUGAGGAAGUACAAAGCCUUUUACAGGACGAAAAUGAAGCUUCUGUUGAAGAAUUACAGGGGCUUCAGAAAUCAUUUAGAGAUGCCUUUGAGAAUGGUCUUCUCAAAAUUGGGGAAUCAUUUCCCUUCCUCUUUGGCUCUCGGACUUCAGAUAAAUCACAAAGUAUCAGAGACAAGAAGAUAAACUUUAUACUGCCAUUGUCUGGACGCUUCAACACUUUCAAGAGAUUUAUGUCUGUGUUUGAGGAAGUGUGUCUGAUGAAUGAAGAAGCUGUGUCACUUAUAAUAAUUCUGUUUCCUAGUGAUAAAGAGAACAGACUGAAUGAUACAGUGACUCUUGUGCAGAAACUUCAGGGAAGAUACAGUAAUGCUGAUCUUACGAUAUACCCUGUGCUUGACACCUUUGCUCGAGCUAUCGCGUUAGAAAUAGGAACUGCACAUUGCAAAGAUGAUGAUUUAAUAUUUUUCAUAGAUGUGGACAUGGUAUUUACAUCUGCAGCACUUGAAAGAAUACGAAUUAAUACAAUCCAAGGAAAACAAGCUUAUUUUCCUAUUGUGUUUAGUGAAUUUGAUCCAAGUGUUGUUUAUUCUGAAGAAGGACUGGUGUCUUCACCAAAUCAUUUUCGAAUUACUGAAGACAGUGGCUACUGGAGACAGUAUGGUUUUGGAAUAGCAAGUGUAUAUAAAAGUGAUCUAAGAAGAAUAGGGGGUUUUGAUACAUCAAUAAGAGGAUGGGGUAAAGAAGAUGUGGACCUCUUUGAUAAGUUCAUCUUAGCAGCAAAAAACAUAUCUGUAUUUCGAGCUGUAGAUCCUCACUUAAUUCAUGUUUUCCACAUAGUGGACUGUGAUCCAAAUUUAGAGGAAGCACAGCUCGAGAUGUGUAAAAAGACUAGAGCAGAUACCUAUGGUGGAGUACACCAACUUGCAAGAUAUAUUUAUUCUCAUCCAGAUAUUGUACAGUAUGCUAGAAAUAAAAGAAAACAAGAUGCACCUUCCUGACA